This is a messenger RNA of Rotaria sp. Silwood1, 816 nucleotides long. The record is from the annotation of a GenBank genome assembly. Lineage: Eukaryota; Metazoa; Rotifera; Eurotatoria; Philodinida; Philodinidae.
AUGCGAUCAACUUCUGAUGAUGAAAUCGAUCAACAACUUAUUGAUCAUUAUGAAGAUUUUCAAGAAAAUCUUUAUAGGAUACAAAAUAUGAAUAAUACAAUCGAUUUUCAAUGGAUCUCAUUGCUUGUUUGGUUAAAAUAUUAUGCACAGAUCUAUGCCAUUGCUUUAAAUAAUGAGAUACAACAUAGUCAACAAAACCUUCGUUUACCUAUUCCAUUGUUUGAAUGUCGAGAAGAAUUUCAACGCUUUAAUCAAAUUCUUCAUCAAAAUGAUAAGAUUGAUGAUCUACGUCAAUUAGUUCAUGAGUGUAAUCGAUCACAAAAUCUUAGUUAUAGUUUUCUAUGUUGGUUUAUUCAAUAUUAUUGCCAUUUUAUGCAAGUUAACAGUAAAGCUAAUGAGAAAUUUGUUCAUUUGAUUGAAAAUGAUUUACAACAAGAAAUUAUCGAAUCAUUCACAUGGUUAGAUUCAAAAUUACUUAUUUUUUUGUAUGAGCAACAAUAUUCAUUGUUAAAUUUUUUUAAUGUAACUACAUUUUAUAAAUUGGAUCCUUUGGAUGAAUUUAUCUUUAAAAUACAAUCAAUUCCAUAUACGGAAAAUACAUAUCCAAUUACGGCAUUUAUUCUUCAACAUCUCGAUGAUUAUAGUAAUAUUCAACAUACUUAUCCUAUUAUUAUUUUUACCAAUUAUCUUAUUGAAAAAUUUAACUAUCGAAUCAAUCGAAAUGAUGCAACUGAAAAGAAAAUUCUCUGUUAUUUAACUAAAGAUAAAGAUAAACAUAGAACAAAUCAACUUUAUAAUGACUUUUUACAUGCUUGA